AUGGGUAUUAAGCACCUCUUCCAGAUUAUCAAGGAGGAGGCUCCUGAUGCCAUCAAGGAGGGGGACAUUAAGGCGCACUUUGGCCGCAAGGUCGCUAUUGACGCGUCCAUGAGCAUCUACUCUUUCCUCAUCGCCGUACGCUCCGAAGGCCAGCAGCUCACGAACGAGAGUGGGGAGACGACUUCACAUCUCAUGGGUCUUUUCUACCGAACCCUCCGAAUGGUCGACAACGGCAUCAAGCCCCUCUACGUCUUCGACGGCGCCCCGCCCAAGCUUAAAUCUGGCGAGCUGGCCAAGCGAUUCCAGAGAAAGCAAGAAGCUACUGUGGGCCUCGAGGAGGCAAAAGAGACGGGUACCGCCGAAGAUGUUGAGAAAUUCUCCCGCCGGACGGUGCGAGUCACCCGCGAGCACAACGCCGACUGCCAGAAGCUACUUAAGCUUAUGGGAAUUCCCUACAUCGUUGCUCCCACCGAAGCUGAGGCCCAGUGUGCUGUCUUGGCACGUGCCGGCAAGGUGUACGCUGCAGCCAGCGAGGACAUGGAUACCCUCACGUUCGAUACACCCAUUCUCCUGCGCCACUUGACCUUCAGCGAGGCGCGCAAGGAGCCCAUCCAAGAAGUUCACAUUGAUAAGGUGCUCGCUGGCCUCGGCAUGGAGCGCAAGCAGUUCGUCGACUUUUGCAUCCUCCUUGGCUGCGACUACCUCGAUCCCAUUCCCAAGAUCGGCCCUUCGACAGCGCUGAAACUGAUACGCGAGCACGGCGACCUGGAGACGCUUGUCGAGGCAUUCAAGAACGACCCGAAGCAGAAGUAUGUGGUCCCCGACGAUUGGCCGUACCAGGACGCACGCGAGCUCUUCCUUAACCCCGACGUACGGCCGGCGGACGACCCGCUGUGCGACUUCAAGUGGGAGAAGCCCGACAUGGACGGCCUGGUGCAAUACCUCGUCAUGGAGAAGGGCUUCUCGGAGGACCGCGUGCGGUCGGCGGGUGCUAGGCUGGAGAAGAACCUGAAGAGCAGUCAGCAGGUCCGGCUGGAUGGCUUCUUCAAGGUGAUCCCCAAGACGGAGGAGGAGAAAGCGUCGGCCAAGCGCAAGUUGGACGCCAAGAACGAGGAAAAGAAGAAGAAACUAAAGGUUGAGAAGAAGCAGAAGGCGGCGGCCAAGGCUAAGCCUCGCGGGGCCUAG
Colletotrichum graminicola M1.001 is the source of this 1185-nucleotide messenger RNA. Its product is annotated as XPG domain-containing protein. The coding region runs from base 1 to 1185 and encodes 394 amino acids. Gene Ontology annotation, cellular component: nucleus; cytoplasm. Gene Ontology annotation, molecular function: DNA binding; 5'-flap endonuclease activity; 5'-3' exonuclease activity. Lineage: Eukaryota; Fungi; Ascomycota; Sordariomycetes; Glomerellales; Glomerellaceae. The record is from RefSeq and is a predicted model, not a curated record. The transcript has 4 exons.